This is a messenger RNA of Oncorhynchus masou masou (cherry salmon), 4885 nucleotides long. Its product is annotated as flotillin-2. Gene Ontology annotation, cellular component: cytoplasmic vesicle; plasma membrane; flotillin complex. The transcript is spliced from 11 exons. Lineage: Eukaryota; Metazoa; Chordata; Actinopteri; Salmoniformes; Salmonidae. Gene Ontology annotation, biological process: regulation of myoblast differentiation; protein localization to plasma membrane. The coding region runs from base 167 to 1453 and encodes 428 amino acids. The record is from RefSeq and is a predicted model, not a curated record.
ACUAGCUCGGCUACGUCACAGUCUUGAUUUGGGGCGAGGGCUUGCAGGAGAUUGAAUAGUGGCAGAGACGCUGUGAAUAUUGACUUUUUUUUAACCACACAACAAAAGUAUAUUACAAUACAGAACGGUUUCACGCAUAUUUGUGAGGAUAUAUCACCGGAAGAAGAUGGGUAGCUGCCUUACAGUUGGACCAAAUGAAGCCGUGGUUGUUUCUGGUGCCUGUUGUGGCUCAGAUGAGAAGACCUACAUGGUGGGGGGCUGGGCCUGGGCCUGGUGGCUCAUCACUGACAUUCAAAGGAUUACACUGGAGAUUAUGACACUCCAACCUAAGUGUGAGGAUGUUGAGACUGCUGAAGGGGUCGCCAUCACUGUCACUGGGGUGGCACAGAUCAAAGUGAUGACAGAUCAUGAUCUUUUGGCAAUUGCUUGCGAGCAGUUUUUGGGCAAAUCCGUCCCUGAAAUCAAAGGAGUGGUUUUGCAAACCUUGGAGGGACAUUUACGCUCAAUUCUAGGCACACUGACAGUGGAGCAAAUCUACCAAGACAGGGACAAGUUUGCCCAGCUGGUAAGGGAGGUGGCAGCUCCCGACGUGGGCAGGAUGGGCAUCGAGAUCCUCAGCUUCACUAUCAAGGAUGUCUAUGAUAAACUGGACUACCUGAGCUCCCUGGGGAAAACUCAGACAGCAGCAGUUCAGAGGGAUGCAGACAUCGGUGUGGCAGAGGCAGAAAGGGAUGCUGGGAUAAGAGAAGCAGAGUGCAAGAAGGAGAUGAUGGAUGUCAAGUUCCUGGCCGACACCAAGAUGGCCGACUCCAAACGAAAACUUGAACUGCAGAAGGCUGCUUUCAACCAAGAAGUCAACACCAAGAAAGCGGAAGCUCAGCUGGCCUAUGAGCUGCAGGCAGCUAAAGAACAGCAGAAGAUCAGGCUGGAGGAGAUAGAGAUUGAAGUGGUUCAGAGGAAGAAGCAGAUCACCAUUGAGGAGAAGGAGAUUGUCCGCACAGAGAAGGAGCUCAUCGCCAUGGUGAAGCGGCCUGCCGAGGCAGAGGCAUACAAGAUGCAGCAGCUGGCUGAGGGACAGAAGAUGAAGAAGGUUCUGAUAGCCCAGGCGGAGGCAGAGAAGAUCCGGAGGAUAGGCGAGGCAGAGGCCUGCUCCAUAGAGGCUAUAGGGAAGGCUGAGGCUGAGAAGAUGAGGCUGAAGGCUGAGGCCUACCAGCAGUAUGGAGAGGCAGCCAAGACUGCUCUGGUCCUGGAGGCCCUACCCAAGAUUGCAGCCAAGGUGGCGGCGCCGCUGGCCAGGACCAAUGAGAUAGUCAUCUUGAGCGGGAAGGGCAACCGUGUGACUGGGGAAGUGAAUCGCCUCCUGGCUGAACUUCCAGUGUCCGUCAACGCCCUCACUGGAAUUGACCUAUCAAAGAUCCCACUAUUGCAGGAGAUGACAUAUGCUCAGGCCUGAAAACAAUCUCUCCCUUCUACUCCGAUAUCUGUUUUAUGCACUCCCAUAGACUGCCUUCAAUACACUUGAAAUUAUACACACACACACACACACAGUGGGGAGAACAAGUAUUUGAUACACUGCCGAUUUUGCGGUUUUUCCUACUUACAAGGCAUGUAGAGGUCUGUAAUUUUUAUCAUAGAUACACUUCAAUUGUGAGAGACGGAAUCUAAAACAAAAAUCCCAACUUAAGUAAUGAAUUAGCAUUUUAUUGCAUGACAUAAGUAUUUGAUACAUCAGAAAAGCAGAACUUAAUAUUUGGUACAGAAACCUUUGUUUGCAAUUACAGAGAUCAUACGUUUCCUGUAGUGCUUGACCAGGUUUGCACACACUGCAGCAGGGAUUUUGGCCCACUCCUCCAUACAGACCUUCUCCAGAUCCUUCAGGUUUCGGGGCUGUCGCUGGGCAAUACGGACUUUCAGCUCCCUCCAAAGAUUUUCUAUUGGGUUCGGGUCUAGAGACUGGCUAGGCCACUCCAGGACCUUGAGAUGCUUCUUACGGAGCCACUCUUUAGUUGCCCUGGCUGUGUGUUUCGGGUCGUUGUCAUGCUGGAAGACCCAGCCACGACCCAUCUUCAAUGCUCUUACUGAGGGAAGGAGGUUGUUGACCAGGAUCUCGCAAUACAUGGCCCCAUCCAUCCUCCCCUCAAUACGUUGCAGUCGUCCUGUCCCCUUUGCAGAAAAGCAUCCCCAAAGAAUGAUGUUUCCACCUCCUUGGCCAUUGUGGAGAGGUUGGAGUCUUUGAGUGUGUGGACAGGUGUCUUUUAUACAGGUAACCAGUUCAAACAGGUGCAGUUAAUACAGGUAAUGAGUGGAGAACAGGAGGGCUUCUUAAAAAAAACUAACAGGUCUGUGAGAGCUGGAAUUCUUACUGGUUGGUAGGUGAUCAAAUACUUAUGUCAUGCAAUAAAAUGCUAAUUAAUUACCUAAAAAUCAUACAAUGGGUUUUUCUGGAUUGUUUUUUUAGAUUCCGUCUCUCACAGUUGAAGUGUACCUAUGAUUUAAAAAAUUACAGACCUCUACAUGCUUUGUAAGUAGGAAAUCCUGCAAAAUCUGCAGUCUAUUAAAUACUUGUUCUCCCCACUGUAUAUAUAUUUUUUUUUUAUAUGAAGUUAAUUUUUUUAAACCUCUGGUGCCUUAAUUUCUACAGGACCAGAAUAUCUGCAUGUACUGCUGCUCCUUUAUAUACUCUAUGUAUCUUUGAGUUCACUACUUUUUUAGUCAUGGAAGCCUUUUACAAUCAGUAGAUCACAUGGGAUGCAUUGUUAUCAUUUAGCAUGAACUGAGACUUUUUUUGUUUAACUAAUAUACCUCUCUAGUCUCUACCUUACCAUGUAAUUUCAGUGAACAGUUAGCUUUAAGAAGAGCAACCUCAGUGAUUUUCUUCCAAAGGUGUACUCACCUUGCCAAUUAUACACGUCAUGAUUACUGAGUCAUUAUCCAUUCUUGCUAUCACGUGAUUAUUGUAUAGGUUAUGGAAGUUACUGUACUCUAAUAUAUAUAACUUUUAAUUUAACUGAUUUCAUUUGUAUCCUUUAUGAUGAGUUAUGGGUUUUUGCAAUCAAGUGACAAUUUGUAUGAAGUGCUACAUAAAAUAAGGUGCUUACUAUCCUCAAAUUUAUUUAGGCUUCUACUACAAAACUCUGAGUAACUGGGAAUUCUUCCCACUCAACAAGCAAUCAUGUGUUUUCAUUUAAUUGUAUGUUGUAAAAAAAUAUGUUUAGUACAUUAUUCCUAACACUUUAAUUUAUAGCAACAAUAAUGGCCUUUUUUUAAACUAAUCACAUAAACCUGAUUGCCAGACCUUUAUUUCUUUGGCUACGAUGCAUGUUUCUGAAUUGGCUCAAAGUAAGUUGAAGUACUGAAUUGACUUGACUUUUGAGUUUGAGGGAGAGAUUAUGAAUUUUGUGGGAUGCUAUGAUCCAGGGUAAUUUAUUGAGAGAACUCUUUGCCCUUGAGAAGGUUCAGUAUGUGAAAUAUAUUGAAGGGUUUUUGAGUUAAAGAAGUAAAAUGGUGUUACUCAUAGCCAAAUACUAGUCAUUGCACCUUAUCAUUUUUUAUUAUACACAAGAUAUAUAUAUAUAUAUAUAUAUAUAUAUAUAUAUAUAUAUAUAUAUAUAUAUAUAUAUAUAUAUAUAUAUAUAUAAAAACAUGAGCUGGGAUAUGUUUAAGAAAUGAGUUUGUUCAUUCUGUUGAUUUCUUAAUCUCAUGUUUCAUUUGAUUAGUGUGACUUGACUAUAACAUUGACAGACACUUCUUUUGGGGGGGGGGGGGGGGGUUGCAGUUUUAUAUAGUAAUAUGUCAAUGUUAAACCAUGUAAGACAGCCUGUGCACAAUGUAAUUUUUGCUAAAGAUAACUUUGUAUAUCAUACACUUGUCAGAGAAAGAUAUCACUCCUGUUCAGACAAUGCUAUUCAAUGUAUUUAGUAAUUUCUUGUUUUUAAUGAAAUAUAACUGUGAAAAUGGGAAUAUGUGCUGUUAUACUAUUGUCCUUCCACAUUACCUCCAUGUUUAUGAUCUGUUUGUUGAGCUCAUUCCAAGACGGAUAAUCACAAUCUGAUUAUAUUGGCUUUUUUGUGGAGGUAGACUAACUUUCUUCUUGUUUAGUAUCACUAUUUACAUUAUAAUCUUUAACAAGGUGGAGAGUAGCCCUUUGUACAAGGAUAGGGAAAUGGCAGAUCUUGUUCAUUUUUAAUAUAUGUGGAUGCCAUCAUCACUGAUUUGGUGACUUGCACUAUUUAACAUAAGAUCAUAGGAAAUGGCAAACCAAGAUGGGAAAAGUCCAGCUAUCAUGUAAGUAGACAGAUUCUAACUUGCUCAGUGCUUUUUUGUAAAGAAUAUCAGAUCUCAAACAAUGUUCAAUUGGAAAAAUGUUGUCCUUUCCCCCUCCCAGACAUAUCGUAACAUUCUUUGUAAUAAGUUAACUGAAAGUUACUACUAUGAAGGACUGUGAAACUGUUAUGUUUAUUUUUUGCUGCCCUCAUUGAUUUGACUCAUUGCAGCCAAUGUACUUUUUCUAAUACUGUGAAAAUGUGUCAGUUGUGUAGCAGCUGUAAUUUUGAUUUUUGAGUUGCAUUGUGGCUUCAUGUCUAAAUGCAUUGUUCUGGCUAAGCAUACAAUUUGUAGACAAACCACUGAAGGUAUUGUAUGUUUGAUCCAGAGGUAAUUUGGAAAUGUGCUUUUGUCAUUUUUUUGUGUGAAAAUCAUCACUUUACUGUUGUGUCAAAUGUAGAGAUAAUCAUUCACAGUGCAUGGAUUUAUGCCACCAGUUUUGUGGUAAUGUAGAUGUUUUUUCUCAACAGGACACAAGUGAUCCUACAUGUGUGAAUGUUAUUCAUCUGUGACAUUAUAUAAAAUCACCAUAUCUGUCAUUCUAAUAAAAUUACAACAAAUA